Molecule: messenger RNA, 1590 nt
Organism: Penicillium alfredii
Lineage: Eukaryota; Fungi; Ascomycota; Eurotiomycetes; Eurotiales; Aspergillaceae
Gene: rfeD
Exons: 4
Coding region: 1-1590 (529 amino acids)
Source: RefSeq, a predicted model, not a curated record
AUGCCUCCUCGAAGCUCACUAACCAGCUCCUUCUCGGUCACCGACGCCAAUAAUGAGGUCGUGUGUCCCUUGAAGAAUAACGAUGGCUCCAAUUGUCGCAAGCGCUGCUUGGGAGAGAAGCGCUAUCGCUCCAUGCAGGAGCAUAUUCGACGUGCGCAUCCGAAUCACUACAUCCCGAAGCUCCCGGCUACCGAGGAGAGCUUUCUGCUGAUGGUUAACACCCCGCCCGAACAACGAGCCCAGCUCUCUCCUCCAGAACCAGCUCAGCCGCGACGCCGUGAUGUGACGGAUAGGGACAUUUACGUCGCUGACGCCAGCUCCCCGGCCACCCCUCGAGCUCUAGAUGAACCCCACCCGGCGGCGGCCACAGCUGCCGUGGCCCUGGCACAAUUACACCAUCAUCGCCUCGCCUCCGACUGGGAUACAGACAUGGUAUGUCAUCUCCGGAUUGUGCGCCCGCCACCUUGCAGUAGUGUUGACCCGCAUCUCCCCCAGGAUACCCACUCCGACACCGACAUGAACCGAGAUCGCAUGCGCUCGUCGAUCGAGCUGCCCUCUCUGCGCGACCACUUCAAACAGGAAUCUCUGCCCCCGUUUGCUUCGCCGCGCCCACGGGAGCUUCUUCCGUCUAUCCUCAACCAUUCCCCGCCCGGUCGCUCGUCCACUCUACCCCCGAUUCAGCGACGAGAAAAACUCUCCCGUCCCCGCAAGUCGUCUAUCACGCAGUCUGCCCGGAAACCUAGACACGAUCGGCCCAAGUCCAAGGAAUUCGGCCGGCGACCUAGCCUUGGCGAUCGCAAGGCUCUUUCCGCGGAGCCGCAAACCGCCGCCUGGGCGCAAGGCAAGCGCUGGGAGGAUUUGAUUGAAGCGGCGACGUCCGCCACCGAAGCAGAUGACGAACGCUACUCGGAGGCGGGCCGGUCACCCACAAUCGCCCCGCUGCUGCCCAGUGUGACUUCUGCGCCGUCCGCGCAGAAGAAUCGGUCUUCGCUACCCCCCGCUUUCCAAUCGGCAUCUGGACUGCCACCUCUUCCCCCACACCGGCCAUUUCCUCCUCAUUCUUAUACAGCGUCGCCCUUGCACAAAUCGUUGACCCCACCGCCAUACGAGGGCCACCGGGGCCGCGACAGUGAUCUGGAGCCCUUCCCGUCUAUUGAAUCAUCGCUUGACUCUAUGUCCUCGGCAUCCGGCAAGAAUUUCCCAUCGUCAGCCUCGGGGCUUGCAUCCAACUCAGAUUCCAGUCCAAUUUUUAAUCUCAUUCCCCCGAUUUCCCAGCGCCAGCAUCACCGGUUCUCGAACCCCACCCCAGCAUCUUUCCGCAACAAAGAGGUGCAGAUCUACUGUGCGCAUUGCAAACGACCUUGGGCGCUGAAUGAGUGCUAUGCCUGUACAGAGUGUAUUUGUGGAGUAUGCCGCGAAUGCGUCGGCAUGUUCAUCUCGAGUCCUCCGACCUCGUUCCGCAGUCCCGGACAUGGGCCUCUAAACAGCAUACCGCCUCAGGGGCCGACCAGCUACCCGAGUGCUCGGGGCUGUCCGCGCUGUCGAACAGUAGGCGGCAAGUGGAAAGCAUUCCAGCUGGAAUUCAGAUGA